Molecule: messenger RNA, 1447 nt
Organism: Orbicella faveolata
Lineage: Eukaryota; Metazoa; Cnidaria; Anthozoa; Scleractinia; Merulinidae
Source: RefSeq, a predicted model, not a curated record
GCAUUCCUAGGGAUUUUUUUUUAUGUCACCAAAGGGUUGUUUUCUUGGAACUUGGGAGAGUGAAUGAAUUGCAUUCUUUGUGUUCUGACGAAUGAGACGUAUCAAAUUGAACUCAGUAACCUCUGCCAACAUACGAAAACGAAAGGCUUUGGUAGUUUUUCAUCCCUCGGUCGUUACAUAAUUUUAACGUAACCCGUGGAACUUGCUUGAGAAACAUGGCGUUAAUUUCAUUGAGUUCUAAGUGUUUUAACGCCGUGGAAACAGCUCUGGAGGCUGUGAAAAGCGGCGAUGCUAAACGCUCGGCGGUCGUUCUGCGGUCCGUUCAGAAAGAUGGGCAAAUGUUGAAGCAGAAGGCUGCAAUCCUUAUUGAUAAGCUGAGCAAGGCAGAGGAAGAUCAUAAGCGUAAGGUUGAGAACCUCACUCGGCAAAUGAACGACCUUUUCGCUGAAGAGACGCAGCUUUCAAACAAAAAGCAAACAUUGCAAAGUAAGAAUUCCUCUUUGACCGACGAGAGGCAACGAUACCAACGAAGCAAGGAAGAGGCCUCAAGCAGGUACCGAGAGGCGGAGAGGGCGAAGCGAGAUGCAGAAAGGGAAUAUGAGAAAAUGAAGCCUUUCUUCUGGAUACCCAUUGUUGGUUUGCUCCUUGCUAUACUUGAGGACAGCUCAAAAAAGGCGUCUGACGCUUACAGAGAAAUGCAGCGCCACGAAAGGGAUGUCGAUAAAGCAGAAAGUGAUCUCAGAUGGGUUAACUCUCGGAUCUCUGAGGUAGAGAGAGACCUAAAAGAGAUUUCCCGAAAAGUAGAUAGACUGAGGCGCGAACGAGAAGCUUGCCAUGAGAAGCUCAGUGAUAUAAAGAACAUGGUUUCAUUUAUCAUGCAAGCUGUUGCAUUCUGGGAUGAAGUAGUCUCGGUGACGGAGACAGCCACAGUGAAAACUGAAAACCUCCAAAGGAUAGUGAAUCUGGCUGGCAAGAAAACCGACCCUGUAAGGAUCCUGAAGAGUUCCGGUACCCGCACUAUGAUGGCGUCUUUUAAAGAUCGUUGGAUGGAAGUGGCAGAGAUGAUCAGUUCUGAUCGAAACAAUGUGAUUUUUGACAAGAUAAAAAAAUAUCAUUUUAAGGAAACACUGUGUCUUAUGUAAUCCUCUUGCUUUUGUGAGACGUCUGCCAUGCAGUUUACUCUCUCAAGAACGCGCAUGCAAGAAGACGCUUUGAUGAUAGAGAAACAAAAGUCAGUGGAGGGAUCUUCUGCCACCUUAGAAUGUUUUGGUACUAACAUAUAAUGCGAAAUUGAAUACAAGUACAAUUUUGCUGUUUUGCCAGUAGUGUCAUAACCGCCCUAUAGAUAAUUAGGAAUUUUGUUUUCAGUUAUAAUUCCCAAAUUUUUGACAAAAAAAAAGAGAUGUGUAUAUGGAAAGCUCAAUAAACACCUGGUAGCUAAUCCUCA